Molecule: messenger RNA, 1014 nt
Organism: Cinara cedri
Lineage: Eukaryota; Metazoa; Arthropoda; Insecta; Hemiptera; Aphididae
Source: the annotation of a GenBank genome assembly
AUGGCUGAUUUGCGUGAACAGCUCGCAGCCAUCAAGUUUUGCUUCCUGCUCGGGAAAACAGCCACAGAAACCCUUAAGAUGUUAAAAACAGCUUACAAAGGUGAUGUUUUAGGGAAAACUCAAGUAUUUGAAUGGUUUUCCCGUUUCAAAAGUGGUGAAAUGUCGAUAGACGACCAAGCUCGCUCUGGACGUUCUUCGACAGCGCGAACCAACGAAAAUGUAGAAAAAAUUCACAAAAUUAUCCUGGAAGAUCGACGGCAAACCAUCGAAAAAGCAGUGGAGAGAUCUGGUGUAACACGGAGUUCAGUACAGAGAAUUUUAAGUGAAGAUUUGGGGUUGAGACGGGUGGCUGCAAAAUUUGUUCCUCGACUGCUUAUUGAACAGCAAAAACAAGGCCGCGUGGAAUCAUGCUCUUCUUUGAAAGAAGAAUUUCAAAAUGAUCCAGACUUCUUUUCCAAGGUCAUUACAGGUGACGAAUCAUGGUUCUAUGAUCCUGAAACCAAGCAACAAUCGAGCCAAUGGAAGACUUCAGCAUCGCCUCGCCCUAAAAAAGCUCGUCAAGUGAGGUCAAACAUUAAGACAAUGCUCAUUUGUUUUUUUGAUGUGAAAGGAGUUGUCCAUUCGGAGUUUAUUCCACCUGGUCAGACAGUUAACCAGGCAUUUUACUUAGAGGUGUUAAAAAGAUUACGCAACAGUUUGAGGCGAAAAAGACCUGAUUUGUGGCAGUCAGGAGACUGGUUUUUUCAUCACGACAAUGCUCCUGCUCACACAGCCCUUUCUGUACGACGGUUUUUGACCAAAAAUAUGACCACUGUGUCCCAUCCACCCUAUUCGCCCGACCUAUCUCCCUGCGACUUUUUUUUAUUCCCCAGAAUAAAAAGGAACAUGAAAGGAAAGCGUUUCGCGGACAUUGAUGAAGUUAAAAACAAAACGACGGAGGCGUUGGCAGGCAUCACAAAAGAUGACUUAAAAAGUGCUUCGAAAAUUGGAACAAAAGAUUGGCAAAUGCAUUAA